This is a messenger RNA of Lachancea dasiensis, 750 nucleotides long. The record is from the annotation of a GenBank genome assembly. NCBI's taxonomy places the organism in Eukaryota, Fungi, Ascomycota, Saccharomycetes, Saccharomycetales, Saccharomycetaceae.
AUGCAGACCAUACUUUGGCGGCGUCUCUUAAGAGGACCCACGAGGAUCCCCUUUCCGUCGAGAUUCUACGGUAGUCAGGCGUUAAAUACAGAGAACACUAGUCGCUCGUCAAAAUUUGACAAAAGCAUGCUAAAACCUGCGUUAGUGGUGGUUCUUUUUGGCUCUAUGUUAACUAAUGUUAUGGAACAAGAACGUAAGAACGAAGAGAUGGAGAAUCGUUACGCGUUAAAAAUUCAGAUUCUCAGGGAUAUGAUUUGCAGAGUGGAGAAAAACGAAAAAGUUGAUCCAGAUCAAGAGCUAAUGCUCGUGAACAAAUUGUUUCAACGGUUUCUAAAAUCUGAGUUCGUUGGCCUUGAAGAAGAUGCAUCGAGAGUACGAGACAGUGUGAAGCCCAAGGAAAACACUAUAAAGAGGUUAAAUGGAAUGAAAGCUUCAGAUGACGAUAUGACCUCCCUGCGAGAUCUUUACGAGGAUAUCAUGAAGGACGUGAAUAACGAAGAGCUUUCUCUACCUGCGGAGACAGUAGCAGCUCCCAAACUUCCAGAAAUGGUGCCACAGAUUACCAACUCUUCUUCUGAACCGUCAUCUGACUCUACGAUUCUUACAGAUAAGGCAGCGUUAGCAAAGGAGGCGGAGGCUGAAAAGGAAAGACUCAAAUACAAACCCGAAACGGGAACUCACGUCAUUGUAGAGAAUGCAGGCGACUAUAGUGGUUCAGCAGAUGAUAUGAAAGUAUCAAAAUUUCUGUAG